Molecule: messenger RNA, 462 nt
Organism: Adineta steineri
Lineage: Eukaryota; Metazoa; Rotifera; Eurotatoria; Adinetida; Adinetidae
Source: the annotation of a GenBank genome assembly
AUGAAUGAUCAACGAACUUAUAGAGCAGCUGUUGAAAUUUCAUUGCCAAAGGUAACUGAAUUACCACCACCACCACCUUAUACAGCUGUAACAACUGAAUUACCACCACCACCUUAUACAGAUGUAACAACUAAAAUACCUACUUCAGAUCUCGUAACUGUUGGACAUCAACAGGUGUCCGUUGAUUAUAACAAGGGUCUAUGUUAUAUUUUAAGAGACUUACGGGACAGAUUGACAAAUCACAAAAGCUCCAUGAUUAUCUCUCUUAUUUUUUUUCUUCUAUCUACUAUUUGGUUUGCUGCUCUCAUUAUUGGCGGUGAAAAUCGUUGGAAAUGUCCUGCUAAACCAGAACUUGCACAAUGGUUUAUUGUUAUCGGUGUAAUGGGUAUUGUCUUGACCUGGCUAAUAGCUUUUCUUGUAAGAAUUUUUACAAAUUUUAUAUAUACAGUUUCUGAAAAGUAA